GGUCUUGGAUAUAAGGCCCCGUCGGAGCAGCCUCGGCACAACACAACCUGCUCCAGCAACGCCAACAGCGAGCAGCAACUCCAGUUCCAGCACCUCUGCUCGUGAGAAGAGGACCCAGAAGGCUCCAACAUGGACAGAUGCCGAGUUCAGUGCUACGAGUACCCCACCUGCCCAGAGGCUCUGAAAGUUCCCAGGGAGGAGGUUGCCUACGUGACCUGUACCUACAGGGAAACCUGCAUCGACAAGCCUGACUUCCUGGCCACCAUCGAUCUCAACCCCAGAUCUCCGUGUUAUGGCCAGGUGAUCCACCGCCUGCCCAUGCCCAACCUCAAGGACGAGCUGCACGCCUCGGGGUUCAGCACUGCCUGCGCCUGCCCUGACAGCGUCACGAGGAGAAGGAACAAGCUGAUUCUGCCCUGUCUGAUUUCCUCCCGCAUCUACGUGGUGGAUGUGGGCUCAGAGUGCCGGGCUCCCAAGCUGUGUAAGAUGAUUGAGCCAGUGGACGUCUUCUGGACAUGCAACAAGGGAUAUCUGAACGUGCCUCGCAGCCUGCCCAACGGAGAUAUCCUGAUUGCCAACUUGGGAGAUCCAUCCGGCAAUGGGAAAGGUGGAUUUAUCGUGCUGGAUGGCGAGAACUUUGAACUGAAGGGGAAUUGGGAAUAUGACUGUGAUGUCCCCCGAAGUGGCUACGACUUCUGCAUCAAACCAUGCCACAACGUCCUGAUCAGCUCUUCCGGAGUUGUCCCAAGAUGUGCAGGACGUGGAUUUAAUCCCAACGACUUCAAGAGGGGGAUCUUUGGGCGCCACCUGAAUGUGUGGAACUUGUCCUGUCACACUCUGACACAGUGCUUUGACCUGGGGGAGGAUUCUCUGCCCCUGAGUGUGAAGUUCCUGCACAACCCCGAUGCUGCUGAGGGAUACGUCGGCUGUGCCCUAAGUGGUGUCGUCUACCGCUUCUACAAGUGUGAGAGAGAGAGCUGGGUAGUAGAAGAGGUGAUCCGGAUCCCACCCAAGGAAGUGACAGGAUGGAUCAUGUGCAAGAUGCCAGCCUUCAUUGCGGACAUCAUCAUCUCCCCGGAUGACAAGUACCUGUACCUCAGCAACUGGCUGCACGGAGACAUCCGCCAGUACGAGCUCUCCAGAAACUGCAAGCCCCGGCUGGUGGGACAGGUGUUCCUGGGAGGUAGCAUCGUCCGUGGGGGACCCGUGACUGUGUGCCGAGAUGAAGAGCUGAAGUGCCAGCCGGAGCCCCUGGUGGUCAAGUGCAAGAGAGUGUAUGGCGGCCCGAGUCAAAUGCAGCUCAGCUUGGAUGGCAAGAGGCUGUACGUCACCAACUCCUUCUACAGCACUUGGGACAAGCAGCUCUACCCGGAUGUGGUGAGGGAAGGCUCUGUCAUGCUGCAGAUUGAUGUGGACACGGAGAAGGGAGGCCUGACCGUCAACAAGAACUUCCUGGUGGAUUUUGGAAAGGAGCCCAAUGGGCCUUGCCUUGCCCAUGCCAUCCAUUUCCCCUGUGGGGACGCCACCACCGAGAACUUUGCCUAGGCCCCACGGGCAAGGCUGCCUUCUUCUCUCUCUUCUGUAGUGUAACCGUUAACAAAGAGCGUAGGGCAAUUGGGUCUGGGGUCCCUGUUCCUUGCUAGAGUCUCAGUUUAUGUUGGCCUGAGCUGUGGGAGCUCUGCUUGCUGUGAGGGUUUUGCUCCAGGCAGAUCAGUGAACGACGCACGGCCUGUUUUCAGCCUUGUUUUCUGUGCUGAGCAGCCCCUGUGGUGUGAGUCCCAGAGCAGAGCCCAGGGCGAUCGCUCCAACACAGUGAUAUGUGUAUGCACAUUGCCUUUCGGCAAAAAGUGAAGUGCCCAAUUCGUCUGAUUUCCCAUUCUUCUGCCAGGACACUCCUGCACAGUCUUCCCUGCCACAAGAGUCCUCGUGGCUCUCUCCUCACAUGCUUGGGUAGCUGUGGUCACAGCUGAAGGAUGCAAAGUGCCUUAUUUUGAAGACAGGUCCCUGUUUCUGCCACUAGUUUGCUUGUUGUGCUUUAAACAUGAAUAAAAUCAUUGCAUCA
Molecule: messenger RNA, 2062 nt
Organism: Cuculus canorus (common cuckoo)
Lineage: Eukaryota; Metazoa; Chordata; Aves; Cuculiformes; Cuculidae
Product: methanethiol oxidase-like
Exons: 12
Coding region: 130-1545 (471 amino acids)
Molecular function (GO): selenium binding
Source: RefSeq, a predicted model, not a curated record